CACACCGGCACGCACUGACGGAACUGAUUGUGUAUCACUACCAUGUGAAAAUGAAGCAUCAAAACGUGGAUGCAACGAUGGGCGACAUCAGGACCAGAUUUUGGAUAACAAAGCUGCGUCGAGUGUUGCCUACAUAGAGCGCAGCCAGCGCCACCUAUAAUGGGUCCUUUGCCAGAGGACAGACUGGAGGCCAAUGGAUGGCCAUUUAAGUUUACGGGUCUGGACUACUUUGGACCACUUCUAGUGACCAUCGGACGUCGAAAGGAAAAGAGAUGGGUUGCCUUGUUUACGUGUCUGACAACAAGGGCCAUACAUUUGGAGUUGGCACAUGACCUGUCAACUGAUUCCUGCAUAAUCGUGAUCAGGAACUUUCUUUGCCGUCGCGGGCCUGUACUGAGGUUGCGCAGUGACAACGGAAAGAAUUUUGUUGGGGCCAAUAGAGAAGCCAAAAGGCUCAUAGAUGUAUUCGAGCCGGAGAAGAUUCAGGGUGAGCUAUCUUCUAGAGGCAUUGAAUGGAUUUUUAACUGCCCAGCGAACCCAGCUGAAGGAGGAGCCUGGGAAAGGAUGGUGCAGUGUGUCAAGAGAGUGCUUCGCCACACAGUAAAGGAGGUGGCACCGAAGCAACACGUGUUGGAGAGUUUCCUGAUUGAGGCCGAGAAUGUUGUGAAUUCGCGCCCGCUUACUCACUUGCCAGUAUCUGUGGAUCAGGAAGCCCCCCUAACACCGAACGAUCUACUCAAGGGAGUAGCCAAUCUGCCUGACACACCCACUAUUCAUGAGCAGCCGGACGAGAGAUGCGCCACAAGGAAGCAGUGGCGCAUAGCGCGGCUAUUACGAGAUCGUUUUUGGAAGCGGUGGGUCUUGGAGUACCUGCCUACACUUGUGCGACGCGUGAAAUGGUGUGCGCGCGUUGAGCCGAUACGCCAUGGUGAUGUGGUGUUUAUAUGCGACCCAGCCGUGCCACGCAGGGAGUGGCGAAGGGGCAUAGUGGAGGAGCUCUACCCUGGACCAGAUGGAGUACCUCGACGCGCCAGCGUACGCGUGGCGGACGGCAAUCGAGUGCGACUGAUGACUCGUCCCGUGGCUAAACUAGCCAUAUUGGAUGUGAGUGAAGCAGGGCCUUCACGGGGGCGGGGAUGUUGCGGGACGAAUUAAGUUAUCGAUUGUUUAGUAUUAAGUAUAUUCUGAAAGUAUGUAUUUUUGCCCUGUGAAUGUACGGGCACAUUGUAUUUGGCUUGUUGCCGCCAUCACUUAAAUGUUAAGCUCAUUAUUGUCGUGAGUUAGAAGGCCGUAGGAGGGAAGACUGCGGUAAGAUUCUGAGGGAAUAUAUAUUUAAGUUCUAACCUAUAUAAUCCGUUCAGAAUAAAACACUUGCACUAGCACGUUUUGCAUUACGCUGUCUCUAUUAACAUCGGAGUAACAUGGCCAGGGGCCAGGCGUAAACCUUGCAGUGUUCAAAUUGCAACUCCGCCUUCGUUUGGCACG
Molecule: messenger RNA, 1485 nt
Organism: Drosophila montana
Lineage: Eukaryota; Metazoa; Arthropoda; Insecta; Diptera; Drosophilidae
Exons: 2
Coding region: 160-1155 (331 amino acids)
Biological process (GO): DNA integration
Molecular function (GO): nucleic acid binding
Source: RefSeq, a predicted model, not a curated record